Molecule: messenger RNA, 4337 nt
Organism: Saccoglossus kowalevskii
Lineage: Eukaryota; Metazoa; Hemichordata; Enteropneusta; Harrimaniidae
Product: cyclin-dependent kinase 11B-like
Biological process (GO): protein phosphorylation; regulation of mitotic cell cycle
Cellular component (GO): nucleus
Molecular function (GO): ATP binding; protein serine/threonine kinase activity
Source: RefSeq, a predicted model, not a curated record
CGUCGGUUUGGCGUCGCCAUUUUGUUUAUGAAUUUCCCGGGUAUCUUUGUUACCUGAACUUGUGUUUUGAAGACAAAGUUCUCGACACAGCUGACUACUUCUAGUGUGGUUGGAAAAUAUCAUGAGCGAUUCUGACCAUCACUCUGAAAUAAACGAGUAUGAUAGCAAAAAGGACAAUUGGAGAGUUAAAACACUAGACGAAAUAUUGGAGGAGAAACGGAAACGGAAGGAAAAACAAGACAAAGGAAGGUCAAGUCUUGAAGAAGGUGAAUUACAAAAAGGUGAAGAGGCUAUGCAAGAGGGAAGCGAAGAUGAAAGGCUUGAUGAUGCAUUGGAUAUCAAACCGCCGCAGUUAGUGAGUAAAAAAAACAGUAGAUCACACAGAAAGGAAGACAGAAGGAAAGACAAGCGUAGAGAUAAAGAUGAACAUGAAAGACGACAUAAACAUAAACGAUCACGUAGUGGACACGAAGUUAAACAGAGUAGUAGAGACAGAGAAAGAAGUAGAAUAGAUGAGAGACCACGAAGAGAACCGAGAGAUAUGCACGAACAAGCAAUGAGACGAGAAGAAUCCAGAAAAGAUCGGGAGAGGCUUGAAAGACUGGAACGUGAGAGACAAAGAGAAAGAGAUAGAGAAAAACGACUUGAAAGAGAACGCGAGAGAAGUCGGAUGGAAAAUUUGAGGCGAAGUGGUGGUCAUGACAGUGGCAGUAAUUCAUCAGAGCGAAGGCAACGAGGGGAUCGACGGGAUCGGCGUAAAGAUCGAAGUCAGCAAGGCAGAAGCAGAGAGAGACUUGAGAAAAGUGACAGACAGAGUGAACGGAAUACACCAGUUAAGCAUGAAGAACCAGAGAGAAUGGAAGUUAAGAAAGAAACCAUAGACGAAGCUGAUGUACUGGAGAUAAAUGCCAGUGGUAAUGAGGCUAUAAGCAGUGCUGGUGAAUCGUCUAACAAUGAACAGUCAGAUAAUGAAAUAGAAGCAGCGUCAGAAUCUGAAUCUGAGGAAGAGGAGGAUGAAGAUGAUGGUGGUGAUGAUGAUGACGACGAAGAAGAAGAAGACGAAGGUGAACAGGAUGAGAAGAGCGCCAGUAGUGCUGAAGAGGCGUCAGAAGAAGAAUCUGAGUCAGCGUCACAAUCCGAAUCCGAAUCCGUGUCAGAUGAAGAGAGCAGCAGUGGUAGUUCCAGCAGUAAUAAUAGUGAGAGUGGUAAAGAAGAUGCAGCUAAAGAAAAAUUGACAACUGCAGUUCCACCGAGUAAAUUUGAUGAGUACUCAUCCCCUAGUGACACAGCUGAUAAUAUAUCCACAGCCAGUGAGGACAACUAUUUGCCAGACUCACCCGAGAUGUCACCAGUAGAACUGAAAGAAGAAUUACCGUCGUAUUUACCAGCAGUGUCUGGCUGUCGAAGUGUGGAAGAAUUCCAGUGUCUGAACAGGAUUGAAGAAGGCACUUAUGGUGUUGUAUAUAGAGCUAAAGAUAAAAAAACAGAUGAAAGUGCUUUAAAAAGACUCAAGAUGGAGAAAGAGAAAGAGGGUUUCCCGAUUACAUCACUGAGAGAAAUCAACACACUUUUGAAAUCGCAGCAUCCAAAUAUAGUCACGGUCAGAGAAAUAGUGGUCGGUUCUAACAUGGACAAAAUCUAUAUUGUGAUGGACUAUGUGGAACACGAUUUGAAAAGUUUAAUGGAGACGAUGAAGCAGCCUUUUACUGUUGGUGAGGUUAAAUGUCUUAUACGUCAGUUGCUAAGGGCAACACGGCAUCUCCACGACAACUGGAUUCUUCAUCGUGAUUUGAAGACGUCAAAUUUAUUAUUGAGUCAUAAGGGAGUACUAAAGGUUGGGGAUUUUGGUCUAGCUAGGGAAUAUGGGUCACCUCUUAAACAGUAUACUCCGAUUGUCGUUACCCUGUGGUAUAGGGCACCAGAACUUUUACUCGGAGCUAAGGAAUAUUCCACCCCCAUUGACUUGUGGUCUGUUGGUUGUAUAUUUGCGGAAUUUUUAACGAUGAAACCACUAUUCCCGGGAAGAUCUGAAAUUGAUCAACUUAACAGAAUAUUCAAGGAACUUGGCACACCAAGUGAAAGGAUAUGGGCAGGUUAUAGUGAACUACCAGCUGUGAAAAAAGUGCAGUUUGCAGAGCAUCCUUACAAUAAUUUAAGAAGUCGAUUCGGGACAUAUCUGACCGAUGUGGGCUUUGAACUCAUGAACAAGUUUCUGACUUACAAUCCAUCAAGACGAAUAACAGCAGAUGAUGCCUUGAAACAUAACUAUUUUACUGAAUCUCCACUCCCAAUUAAUGAGUCUGAUUUCCCAACGUGGCCAGCAAAAAGUGAACAGCCAAGGAAUACAAAAAGAGAAAGUCCAAAAGCGCCUGAAGGUGGUCUCAAUUUUGCUAAAUUGGGAGAAGAUGACGCUAAUAUGGACAAAGGAUUCCGACUGACAACUACAUCACAAGGUCAAGCAGCGAAGUCAGCUGGUUUCAAUCUUAAAUUCUAAUAAUGUACGACAAUGGGCCUUAUAGAUGACUCGCAAAGGUCACACAUCCUGGUACUUUCUGGGCAGGGGGUUUUACUAUACUACCAAUGGGGAAUUUUUUCAAUUAUUUUCUUUUAAAAUCGAACAGUUUAACAAAAAUAAAUAUAUAAUUUCAGAUUUCCUUUUGUAAAUUUAUAGGACAACAGUAUUGUAGAAAAUGGCAGGUUGUGUGGCUCUUGGAGAUCAUCUGUAUAUAUAGUGUUUUCCUAAACAAAUUUGGGGUUGAGAAAUUUUUUAGUUUCAUCUAAAACACCUUUUGAAUAUGUAUUUAACUACAAAAUGCAGGAAAUUAAAGGGAAUGUUUCUCAGAUUGAAGAACGGCAAUGAAAAACAAAUAUGUAAAUAUUUCACAGCUGAAAUGUGUUUUUUUGGCAAAGAAAUAGAUACAAAAGACGAUUGCUUUUUGAUAUGCAGUUUUGCUCUAAAAGCGCAAGUUUGCGAGCCAAGUAAGUUAAAGCCAUAUUUGAAUGGCUGACAUACUUACCAUUUGUCUUUUUGAUAUUACAAAUGAACCAAGCUGUGACACAUAACUUAACGUGCAAAGUUUGUCAUAUUUUCUUUACCUUAUUAUAUGGUAUGAUACUUUGCAGUGACUAUGCAGAUUUAUAUGUUGUGCCAUAAUUAAUGGUUUACUGUUACCAACCACUUAAAGAGGACUAAUUCGAAUUGAAAGAUCAAAUGUUAUAUUUGUCAUACUUUAAUUGUUAUGUGUUCAUGCCAUCAGGACACUGAGAAAGGAUAAAACAAGUGAGGUCAUCAGAGACAAUAUUUUGAGAUACUAGUGUCUGAAAUAUCUAGGGAAAAUUGUAAAAAUUGCCACUGGUUCCUAUUAUUUCUUUGUAUCACAAAAAAAUGACAUGAAUGAAAAGUUGUGUAUUAUUAUUGAUAUGAAUUCUGGUAUUUGUGAAAACAUUUCAAGAAAUUGACGUAAUUUGGGGAGUUUCCAAAAGUGAUAAGUGUUCAUUUUUAUAUACAAUCAGAGGUUAUCUUGAAUUUUAAUUUGGCUCAAACUGCCUUAAAGACUGCCACCAAAGUCCACUCAUUAUGAGUGUAUUUAUGCUGACUUUGACCGUAUUCAUACUAUUCCAUAUGAGACCUGCAUUAUGUGGAUGAAUGUUGAAACAUAAUGGUAUUAGAUAAUACCCCUUUGUGAAAACUGAGAUUUUGUAUCCACUAUUAUUGCAUUGAGCACCACACACAUGUUUUACAUCACACCUGAUAGGCAGCAUUCAGCUUCUUGCAUUACAGUCAAACCUGUGUGUCUGUGACAACCUCUACAUAAAGACCACCUGUCUAUAGUGACCACUAUUAGGCAGUCCCAAGGCAUAACAUGAGCAACCUGUGUAUAAAGACAACCUGUCUUGUAUGUGCCUACUCUUUUAGCAGUAUUUGUGCAGAUUUGCCUUUGUUUAAUAAUUAACAUUCUGUUUAUAAAACAGUUAAUUAAAGUCAAAUAAUGUAUUGCCCAAAAUGCUAAAACAAAUUAGUCCAAACUAUGAGCACUUUAUAAUAAAAACCUUCUGGUGUUCACUAUACACAGGUUUGCAGUUGAGUUGAGGUGUAUAUACUAUGCCGAGUUUGAUUUGUCAAUAAACAAGGCACAAUCUUUUAAGCAACUUAACAUUGAACCCAGGUUGAACUGCAUUAUGUAAAUGUAUGUUCCAAAGUUGGUAUAUAUAUUUCAAUCUUUCAACUCAAAAUGAUUUAUUAAAGAUGAAAUUUUGGGGAAUGGAUAACAAUGGACAAACAUUCAUACUCUUAUAUCAAUUAUUUGAUAAUAAAAUGAGUAUUUUUUUAAGUUAAA